GUUGAGCCUCCCCUUCCCUCCGACGCCAUAAACCCGAGAAAAACCCUGACGAAGGAACGGCCGUUUCCCUGCGCGAGAAAUUCCCUCCUUUCCGGCGGCCGUCUCUCUGCUGCCAUUUCCGAUUCAUACCUGUUCCGUCAAUUAUCCAUUGAAGCUCGUCUACAAGAGUGAGUCGAGCCAGCUGCCACUCGAGACUCAGCCACCCGUUCGUUUGGCGAUUUCCAGGAGUGUUGCCAUCGGUUGUUGUCAUGGGCUCUUCAAACAUCGGAGACAUCCUGACGGCGUUUAGCCCGUCGCUGGACUUCUUGGCCGUCAGCUCCGGAGAUGGCCGGAUUAAGAUUUGGGACACUGUGAAAGGCCAGAUUCAGACAGAGUUUGCAGACAUCACCGGAAGUGAUGAGACGAACCCAUACAUUAAAUCUGAUAGAGGUCACCUCUCUGUUGAUUACACGUGCAUGAAAUGGUUAGCUGUCGAUGGAAAGAAGAAGAGAAAGCUCGGUUCCUCAUUGUUAAUUUUAGGAACUGGUAGUGGUGAUGUCUUGGCACUUGAUGUGUCUGCUGGUCAGUUGAAGUGGAGAGUCAGUGAUUGUCAUCCGGGGGGUGUGAGUGCCAUCUCAUUUUCUAAGCAGCGCUCGCACAUUUUUACGUCUGGUGCUGAUGGCAUGAUAUGUGAAAUCGAUUUCCUGACAGGAAAUCUUGUGCAGAAGUUCAGAGGUUCAACAAAAGCAAUAUCGGCUAUGACGAUCUCACCAGAUGGAAGGAUGGUGGCUACCGCAGCUUCACAACUGAAGAUACUCAGUAGCACAGACCACAAGAAGAUUCAAAAGUUCUCCGGUCAUCCUGGAGCUGUUCGCUGCAUGAUCUUUUCUGAUGAUGGGAAUUAUAUUCUUUCCUCCGCUGUUGGCGAAAGAUAUGUUGCUAUGUGGAGAGUUGGUGGUGGGAAGAAGCAAUCGGCAGACUGCAUUCUUGCAAUGGAGCACCCUGCUGUCUCAAUUGAUUGCAGAAUCAAUCAAAGUAGUGAAAUCGAUAAUCGGGGUCUGUAUGUCCUGGCAAUUUCUGUGACUGGUGUCUGUUACUUUUGGUGUGCAAAGGAUAUCGAGGAAUUGCGUAAUGCAGUUCCCACGAAAAUCUCUUUAUCCAACGAGGAGAAUUUGUCCAGCAAGACCCGUGCCAUCACAUCUACUAUAUUUGCUGCAAAAUUGCAGGGCAUUGCGAGUGCUUCAUCGGGACAAAUAUUUGUUGCUUUUGGCUUGCUAGUAAAGCCAUUGUUCCAGAAAAUUUUAGUUAGUUCAGGUGAAAAUGUGAAGUUGAGGAGCUCCUCAGAUGGGGUUCUCUUGCCUAUGAGUCAAUCUCUGACUCUAUCUAAGAAAGCGCGAGAUGUUGAUAACAAAGUGUCUGCACUGGAUCGAGCAAAUGCAGAGGAUGCUUUGCUUCCUAUUCCAAAGUUAGUUGAAUUUAAUGAGAGGGACAAAACACAGUGGCAUCUUGCUCUUGACCCUGAUGAGGUAAUUGCUGAUUUAGUAAAAAGCCGGAGCGAAGCUAAGUCUGAAGAGAGCCAAGUAGAAGUCACUACGAAACCAAUUUCCAUGGAGGACCAGCUGAGAUCACUCGGUAUACUCGAUGGAGAUUCUUUGACUUCUAAAUCCAGAGUUGAUUCUUCUGCAUUCAAGAGAAUAGAUUUUGAUGCUAAUCUUUCACCCAAGAAGAUGAGAGCUGCCAUUUUGUCUAUGACUCCGACCGAAGCGUAUGGGUUACUAGAAACUCUUAUUGCCGAUUGGCAAUCGAGGUCACGUAGUGCAAAGGCAGUUCUUCCGUGGAUCAAUUGCAUAUUGAUUAAUCAUAGUUAUCAUGUCAUUGCCCAAGAGGAAGUUACUCAGAUGCUUCAUUAUUUAAGCAAGAUGGUGAAGGCUCGAGGGGCUGCUUUGCAACCUUUGUUACAGUUAGUUGGUCGUUUGCAGCUUAUUCUGGAGCAGGUUAACAAGACAACUCAGAAUGGAGCUCAGGACCCAGUGCAGACGGACCAAAUCAACGGGAGUGACAGUGAGGAUAAUGAUGAUGAUGAUGAUGAGGUUGAUGAUAUGUACUAUGGCCAGGAAGAGGAUGAGUCCCAAUUAAGUACGGACAAUGAUGAGGAGGAAUAGGUUAGCACUCAGCUCAAUAGGCAAUCUGACAACAAUAUUGUACGAAAAUUUUCCAACCCACAAAGCUGUUAGGGGUGGGAUCAUGAUAUUGUAAUGAAACCACAUCCCAUUUUAGUUUAUGUUCGAAGAGCUGAAUACCCCUGGCUUUGGUUCCUUUACAGCUUGCAGAAGCUUGAGAAUACAAUUGAUCAAUACAUUUAUCUCAUUAUUCGGAA
Molecule: messenger RNA, 2356 nt
Organism: Punica granatum (pomegranate)
Lineage: Eukaryota; Viridiplantae; Streptophyta; Magnoliopsida; Myrtales; Lythraceae
Source: RefSeq, a predicted model, not a curated record